This is a messenger RNA of Telopea speciosissima, 5657 nucleotides long. RefSeq lists its product as uncharacterized. NCBI's taxonomy places the organism in Eukaryota, Viridiplantae, Streptophyta, Magnoliopsida, Proteales, Proteaceae. Bases 911 to 5311 code for a protein of 1466 amino acids. The record is from RefSeq and is a predicted model, not a curated record. The transcript has 5 exons.
GUAGAAAACACUGGAUCGGCCUAAAAUAGUCUUAGGACAACAGGAUCUAUUCUCUGCUGCUGCUACUCAUUUGAUUGGAUCUGUUGAUUAAUGUUGCCUGAGAAAGUUAUUAUUCCAGCAGGACACUCCCUCCAAUUUACUAGUCUGUGCUAAACCGUAGGUUCUCAAAAUGUAACUCUCUGUAUCUUGUGGAGUUUAGGCGGUUCCUGUUCUUCAUCCAUAUCUUUGCAGAUCUCCCCUUUGGGAUUUGGGUGUUCUACUGAUUCGAAGGGUGAUUGGAGUGGGAAAGAAAUUAUAUGUUCUUGGCUUCUUGCAGAUCAAUUAUUCCUUGAUUAUGGACUAUACACAGGGUGCUGACCUUCAAUCUGUAAUUAUUGUAGUGAGUUAUAGAAGGAUCGGUCCAAGCUUUUUAGAACAGGAGAUUAGUUCCUCCGUGUAUGGAAUGGCUUCUCAUGGAUAAGCUUUGGAUCACUUGACAGUAGGCCCCAGUUGCAAUUCUGUUUCUUACUAAGGGUAUAAUUAGGCUUUGCCGCCUUCUUAGGCAUAAUCUGAAUUAGCAAUGAUUGCUCAGUUACUCAGCUAGUAUGUGGUGGAAGUUAUGUUGAACUGGAGAACCCUUUUCGAGUUUCAUUUCUGGGUGUUAAUCCCUGUUUUUGAAAGGAUAGGGUCAUGGUAUAUUGAUAUUUUCCUUCCAGUUUAGUAGGCUAAGAAGAAGCCCUCACUCCAACCUUAGGUUACUGCCUUAUUCCACAGCUUCACUGUCAACUGAGGAGUUUCAUGCUGGCCUUGAAGGCUGGUUAACAUGAUCUGCCUCAAGGUGAGUUCAUAUUGGAUCCUGCUGUGGGCACUGGGUGGUGAUUUUAAUUAACAAUAUCCCUCAAUGAGCUAGGACAACGAGGGUUCCAAUUUAAUGGUGGGUAACUCUUGUUUCCACGUACAACAUAUUCGGUUGUGUUCUUGCUCUGAGGGGUCAGCCUCUACUAUAGAUCCAAUAGAAAAACGAGUAGUGACAGCAUCCUGCAAGACUUGUGGGGGAAAACCACUGGUUGACGGGAGAGCGUCUCUAUCCGGUAGCAUGCUGAGCACCGGGUUACUGGAACUUACUAGUGUUAUCAAUCCUGAAUUGACUUGGAAGACAAUUUCAAAAGGUAACAGAAGUGCAUCAAGGCGGGCUAGAAAACCCAUUUCAAGAAACUAUAAAAGGAGUGGAGAUCUGUUUGAUAGGGAUCCAGAAAAAGUUGAGGAGAUGCCUGUUUCUGAAUCUGAGAAGCUUGGAGUAACUGUCCUUGGACGUCGGUUUAGUGACAAAGUGGAACAUAUACCAAUUAAGAAAAGGAGAUUUUUGUUUCGGUCGCCAUCACCCCCACCGCGGGCAUCUUCUCCACACCCAGACGAGGCUUGUCAACAUGCUUCAGGUCAGGAGUCUUCUCUGAAUGCAAUUGUGGGACAGAAAAUUGUGGCAACGGACACAGCUGUUCAGUUGGGUCAAGUCGUUGACACAGGUAUUGCUAGUGAUGGAAAAUACUUGAAAGAGAUAAACGGAAAUCUUGGUGAGAGUGAGGACUUCUCUGGUAUUUCAAUAUUGGCAGCCGCUGCCUGCAAUAACAGUAUGGACGGUAGCACUGAUAAUGAUGAGGAUGGUUCAGCCCUUGAAGUAUCUUCUGUGCAAGAAAGGUCCUAUGAUGUUAUGGUGAAUAAGGAAUCAUGUCUUGUGGUGAAGGAACCAUGCAGGGGCCUUGGUCUCAACUGUGCUCAAAUUUCAGAUGAAGGAACUGGCUCCUGUAUUUCAGUGAUGCAUGUGGAAGAAACGAUUGCCUCCUUGGUGACGGCCACAUCCUCCCCGGAAGAUAUGGCAUGUAAAACAAAUGCGGAGGCCACAGAGGCCCCCGACUAUAUGGAUAACCUUCUGUCUUCGAAGCAGAAGCUUCCAAGUGACGGGAAUGAAACAAGUUCAAGUAGAUAUGAUACUUCGCUGGAUGAUAGAUCACAGUGGGACCUGAAUACUGUUAUGGAUGCUUGGGAGAGUCCCUGUGGUGAUCAUGCUGUGGAUCCUCAAGAAGAUGGAACUGAUGAUAUCUUUGAUGGUGGAUGUAAUGAGAAGCCAGGUAAGUUGGAAGGUUGUGAGCAGCAAAGGGAACCUGCGGAUACGAAACUUGACCUUGCAAAUACAGUGUGGCCUGUGGUUGGCGGUGUCGUGGGUGAUGAACGUGAGGGUAUUUGUUGCCAUACAGACUCGAGAAGUUCGACUGUGGGGUGUGACAAAUCAAACAGAGACGACCAUAAAGUAGAUGCACAUGCCAGUGAAGGAAGAUGUGAAAGAUCCACUUGCUUCCAGGAAAAAGUUUCUUCAUCUGAAAUUAAUAGUGCUCCAAAUAUUUUGAUAGACCUCGAUGAUGGGUCAAGAUCUUUGCAUAAUCAGGAACGAACCAUAAAUGUUGGUGCUCAUCAGUUUGUUGACAAGGGCACCUGCAUAAAUCAUUCUUCCCUUCCUGUAGCUGAUAAGGGUAGUGAUACACCAGUUUCAGAGGAAAAUGGGCAUGCAGAUUCUGCGGGUUCUACUGGUAAGGAAACAGGAGAUGAUUAUCCUGCUGAGGCAGAAAGAGCUGAACAUAUUUGCUCAAGUCCUCAGUCUGUGAAGGAUUGCACUACUCUGUCUUAUGAAGCCAUUCCUGGAGACAUGUGUAGAAACGAAAAAGUUCGGACUGAAGAUGGGGAGGAUGCUGGCAGAACUUCGGGUUUGCAUGCUGAUGGGAGCUUCCCCAAUAAACCACAGAGCACUCACCUUGUGGCAUGUGAUCCUCUACAAUCUGGGCCUUCUGAUAGUGGCAUGGAUCGUGCUGUUUGUAGUUCAGAGAUAGUGCAUCAUUCCCCGUCAACUAACUGCGAAGUGUUGCCUGGUUCAGAGGCGUCUGCUGGAAGAGACGCCGGAAGUGGUGAACAUGCUGUUGGUGUGAGUUUGAAUGUACAAGAUGACAUAGAUUUUGUAGCUGAUGCUACUGUGGAUUCCCCAGAUCAGAUUGAAUCCGAAGAACUCACAUGUAAACCUUUGGCAGUGACUACAGGGACAGUGGAGGCACCAGGUGGCACCAGUUCUCAUGAGGUCUAUAGAAGCUGUGCUGAUGAUCUUAUAAAUAUAUCUGGUAAUGUUGCACCUGACGAUGAUCAUUUUGAUGAUGUUGAUUAUGGUUCAGAUGUUUCUCAAGAUGAUCCCCAAGGGAUGGAAAAGGAGAACGAACCUCAGGCAGAUUAUGAUUCUCAGUUUGAGGAUGGAGAGUUCAGGGAGUCUGUUCUACAUGGUUGGGAAGGGGAUGCAUAUGAGGAAGGGGAAGCUGAACAUGUUGACUAUGGAUCAGACAACAGAGAAGCAUAUGACUUUGAAGCUGCAGAAAAAACUGAUUGUCCUGGUUCCAUGUCUGUACAGGUUGAGGAACUGGCAGAAUACCAAGGGGGGAGAUCAACUGAGAUCAAUGGCAAAUCUGAAAGAGAUCAAGUUAUGGAGAAGAAUAUGCUUAAAAACAAUGUUUUGGAUGAAGGAUAUUGUGAGAAAAGGUUAGGGACUGUGAGCAGACACUUGAGGGGGCAGUUUGGUAAGAGAGAUGACUAUAGUACAUUUGAAAUGGAUUCUAGCACUGACAAUGAAUUCAGGGGAGGUGCUGCCAAGGUGAAUGCAGAUGAUGAGCUUUAUGCCAGUGGACAUACGGGGAAGGGCCCAAACCAAUCAGCAAGUUUGAGGAUGAAAUUUUCUGGAUGGGAUCAGUUACCUGAAGGCAGCAGAAGUUCUGUGGAUAAAAAAAUGGAAGCCAGAGAUGGUGACUCUAACAGGCUUCAUUCUGUUGCUCGUAUGGAUGGACCUGAUUCUGAGGAUUCUGCGGCAAGGAUGGCAACAACAGCUAGGCGGGAGUUGCAUUCCCGUAUUGAGAGGCCCACAUCUGAUGUUUUGUAUAGAAAAGAUAGAUUCAACAAGCUGGAUGAGUCAAAUCGUAGAGCUGAAAGGGGUGGAUCCUCUUUGCUGCAUAUGCAUGGCAGGGGACGGGGAGGUGAUCGUUGGGUUGAUUCUUCUCAUUGGGGUCCAGAACGUCAUCGUUCACCUGGUUUUGGGCACCCUGGGCCAAAGAAUGCUGCAGCAGCAGCUGCUGCCAAGAUCGAGAGCAGUGGUUUUGUUGUUGCUCCAGAUGGUACAGUGGUAAAAGCUGGUGGUUUGGGACGGCGUAGACAAUCUGUAAAUGCAUCUUUGGAAGGUGUGCGCCGCUCUCUUGUCCGAAGGGGAUCACCAUCAGAGAGGGAUGAGGCUCUUGGCAUGCACAUGGAUCUUGAUCUGGUGGGUGAGAUGAGCCCUGAUAGGAGCAUUGCUGUUGGAAGGGAUAGGUCUGGAAGAUUUGGUCCACGAGUAGUGGAUUCCGGCCUCAGGGAGAGAUAUCAUGGACCUGCCCCUGAUGAUUCUUCCUUACGCAUGCUACAUCCUUCAGUCACAAGAGAACGGAGCUAUUCUCCCAUUCAUAGAAGAGGGGCUGCCCAUAUAUCUCGAUCCCGUACGAAUUCCCCAUCAAGAUCUAGAACUCGUUCUCCCCAUGUUUGGCCUUCUCCAAGGGGAAGAAAUGGGUGUGGUAUCAGUAGUGGUCCAGUUUUUAGACAUCACAGUAGAAGUCCUCCAAAUUUCAGGUCUGAGGCUAGAAUGGACAGAGUGAGGUCACCUCAUCGGCGGCCAGGUUUUUUAGCAGAUCAUGUUGCAGGUUUUACCCCAACGUCCAGAAUCCGUGGUUCUCCACAACAUUCUUCCCGAUGGGUUGAGAAUAGGAAAGAUGCAGUUGAUCAUUUUAGGGAGCAUGGAUACAAGCAGCGACUACAGGAUUCAGAAAGGAGAGUGCCUGGAAGGAUUUUCCCACGAAGCCAUAGGUUUGAUCUGGUGGGUUCCACGGGGAGAUCAAAGCCGGAUGAGUAUUAUAGACCCAUCCAUCAUGGGAGGUUUAAUGAGAUGGUUGGAGCUGGAAGAGGGUCUAGGUAUGAUGAAAGUGAUGAUGAUAGAAGGAAACAUGGCCACAGAUAUGAGUUUGUCCAUCAUGUGAGGCGUUAUGAUACGAAUGGCCCUGUAAAGAGGUUCCGGUAUGAUGUGGAAGAUGGUUUUGCAGCUCAUGAGUCUCAUAAUAAGGAGCCAACAGAGUUUCAUAGUAGAGGGAGUCCCAAGACCUAUGACAGGGGUAUUGACAGCAGGCUGGGGGAUGCACCUAGGAGAUCUAGAGAAGAGAGAGGCCAUUUCAGAUAUGGUCGAGACUGGAAGUAUAAUUCCAACUCCAAGUCAUUUGGCAUGCGGUAAUAUGAAGAAGAUUGUGCUCCAAGGAGAUACCUUCAUGACCUUUGUACCCUUUGUUUUUUUUCUCUCUUUGGGUGCUUUGGUUGAUCGAUAAAGACAUAGUGAAUCUGGUGAAUUUUCCUCCUUUUGGUAGGGGGAAGCUUCACAAUCCUUUUCCUCAUCCAUAUUACAGUUCUUCUGGAACUAUAUUCACUAUGAUUUCAUUGGCAGAUGGCUGCUCAUACUUCUUUUUUCUCUUCAGUCCUUUGUAGAAGAUUUUUUAGACAUUUUUUCUUUUGGCAUAUUCUGAGUUAUGUAACCUCUGCAUGAGGCCACUGAAAUAUUAUCAAUCAAGUGAAAAUUCAAUUUA